Aplysia californica (California sea hare) is the source of this 384-nucleotide messenger RNA. RefSeq names its product solute carrier family 12 member 8. NCBI's taxonomy places the organism in Eukaryota, Metazoa, Mollusca, Gastropoda, Aplysiida, Aplysiidae. The record is from RefSeq and is a predicted model, not a curated record. The coding region runs from base 17 to 337 and encodes 106 amino acids. The transcript is spliced from 3 exons.
GAUCUGUCUGAUCAUCAUGUUCACUAUCCAGUGGAUCUUUGCCCUCAUCGAGCUCACCGUGUUCCUGCUCAUCUACUUCUACAUCGGCCGCGCCAGCCCCGGAUACUUCCCAGGAAUCGCAGAGUUCAACUUUUAUGAAUGGUUAAAAGAGCUCUUUAGCAGGUGUAGACGCGGUCAUCUACCGGCCGAGCAUAUAAUCGUGGCCCCCCGAACCCCGGCCGUGGAGACGCUAGCCGCACAAUUGACGGAAGACAACGCCGACUUUGCCAGCAGGGGGCGCUACCACCAGUCGGAGGUCAUGCAAGGGGAGAAUUUUGAUGACUACGACAGUAAUUAAAUACAGCCCCACGCGUCCCUUCCCCUUCUCCCCCCCCCCCCCCCCCC